AUGUCUGAGUUGCGGAAAAUUGAUUUAAGUUGGAAUAAUUUUUUGGGAGGCAUUCCUUCUAAUAUGUGCAAUGGACUUCCAAAUUUACAAUUUUUGGCUCUUCAAGGCAACAAAUUAUUUGGAUCUAUACCAGCUGGUUGGACACAAUACAAGGAGCUCAAAAGGAUAGUAUUACAUGACAACUUAUUCACAGGUCAUAUACCCAAGAGUAUUGGAAAUUUGACCAUGCUUCGAGGGUUAAAUGCGGGUUCCAAUAACUUGGAAGUUGAAAAUGUAUCCUCAAGUAUUGGAAACUUAAAUGCUCUUAUAUCACUGGACUUGUCAAGAAAUCAUAUUUCAAACAAUAUUCAAACAGCUUUGGGUGGACUAAAGAACUUGCAAGAUCUCUCCUUAGCACAUAACAAUUUGCAAGGAAACAUUCCAAAAUCAUUUGGAAAUACGCUGAGCUUAGUAAAUUUGGACCUUUCUGGGAAUAAUUUAUCUGGUGAGAUCCCCAAAUCCUUGGAGUCACUUACUUAUCUUGAGUGUAUCAACCUCUCUUACAACAAACUACAAGGAGAGAUUCCAAGUGGUGGAGUUUUUGCAAAUUUGACUGCUAAAUCUUUCAUCAUGAAUGAAGCUCUUUGUGGCCAUCCACAACUAAAAGUGCCUCGCUGUGAAAAAGGAAGAAGAAAAUGUUCAUGGGCAAAAUCACUUUUAAUAAAACGCAUAUUACCCAUGGUUGUGUCAAUAAUUUUAAUUGUCUUGGGCAUUAUUCUUGUAAGACAAAGAUGA
Messenger RNA from Prosopis cineraria, 774 nucleotides. Its product is annotated as LRR receptor-like serine/threonine-protein kinase SIK1. The transcript has 3 exons. Lineage: Eukaryota; Viridiplantae; Streptophyta; Magnoliopsida; Fabales; Fabaceae. Bases 1 to 774 code for a protein of 257 amino acids. The record is from RefSeq and is a predicted model, not a curated record. Gene Ontology annotation, molecular function: protein binding.